CGGAUUGGCAGAGAGAACGCUGACCGGGAUAUUUUGAAAGCAGCAGGGUGGAUUCUACUGGUAGUCUAGUGUUUGUAAAUCAGAAAAGAUUUGAACACCUUUAGGAACUGUAUUAGACGGGUUUUUAGCGCAUCCAUGGAGCAGGAAAACCAGGAAACGGCGUGUAUAGUCAGUGACAUGUCGGACAUGGUGGUGGUUGAUUUGCACUCUGCCGUUAAAGCUGAAGAAACAGAGGAAGGUCUUCCUGGAGCGGGGCGCAGCCUGUUGGAUAUAACCCAAGCCCUGAGUCUAAACGGGGACAGUGAUGACGACAGUGGCACAGAUCAUUUCAGCAGUGAGAAGUCGGGGACUCAGCUGCAGAGAUGUGAGCAGCACGGAGGAGGAAGCUCUGGUCUGCCCGACACCUUCCAGACCGGCGGUCUGCUGUUCUACGAGAGGUUUAAGGCGUAUCAGGACUACAUGCUGGGAGACUGUAAGCCCUCAGAGGUGAAGGCCUUCACAGCAGACUACCUGGACAAGGCGCUGGAGCCGUGUGACUGGUUGGCUUUGUGGAGCACUGCCGUCUUUGAUGUGGUGGUGGAGGUGCAAGAUCUGGACCUGAAUGACCUCAAGGCGUGUGUGAAGCUGCUGCUGCCUCUGCAGUGUGAAACCAGAAGCUGUGAGAUCACAGAGGAAUCCUUUAAUUCUCUGCUGGAGGCGACUCAGCACAAAGUCCCCCUGCUGGAGCUGCAGGUGCUCUACAACGAGUCGGGGGACUUUGACCAGACGGCACUCACUCUUGAGCACUUGAGGUUUUUCUACAAACACAUCUGGAGGCAGUGGGAUGAAGAAGAUGAGAACGAUGACUUUGACUACUUUGUUCGUUGUGUGGAGCCUCGUCUCAGACUCUACUAUGACAUCCUGGAAGACAGAGUCCCAGCUGGCCUGGUGGCAGAGUACCAUUCCCUGCUGCAGAGCUGCUCCCAGUGCUUCCAGCAGUUUUCAGAGCUGCGUGGCGGGCUAAGCGCCGACUCAGACUCAGAGAUAGACAAUGUGUCCAUGGUGGAGGGCCUGAAGCUCUACGACCAGCUGGAAACAUUUAAACGCAAACUGCAGAUCAUUGAAAACCCCCUGUUGAGGUAUGUGCUGGCCUACAAAGGCAGCUCCAGACGGCAGUGUGUGCAGAGUCGUGGGCUUAGAGCAUCCGGUGUGAAGGUGGUUCACGUGGUAACGGCCAGCUGCAACACCAUCCAGCUGCAGUCUCUCCUCACUGCACGCCUCCUGCCGCUCAGCUCCUCUGACGACACAGAGAUCCAGUUCCAUAGAGAUCCAGUGUCAGCCGUGGAUUCCUGUCAUCAGGGUGACAUGGUCAUCAUUCUUCCAGGAACUUACAGAGUCAGCAGCUCCAUCUUCAUACCAGACUCCAUCACUGUUGAAGGCUUUGGAUACCCUGAUGAAGUUGUGAUUGAAAACCAACACAAAGGCGACUCAUUUGUGGAGUCCACAGGAGCCGAUGUCAGAGUGUCCAACAUCAAGUUCAUCCAGCAUGAUGCUGUCGAAGGCAUUCUGUGUGUACGUCAGGGCACUCUGAACAUGGAGAACUGCGUGCUGCAGUGUGACACUACCGGCGUGAUUGUGCAGACAUCUGCCCGCUUCACCAUGAACAUGUGUGACCUGUAUGGCUCCAAGGGGGCAGGUGUGGAGAUAUAUCCUGGCAGCAUUUCCAGUCUGGUCAGUAAUAGCAUCCAUCACUGUAAGGACGGAGUCCUGAUCAAGGACUUUGCCAAUGAGCUGGAUGGGAUGCCAUCCAUCACCAUGGAAAACAAUAUCAUCCACAACAAUGAGGACUACGGUGUGAUUCUGGUUAAACCGGGUACUGGAGAGGAGCAGAGGGUCCAGUCCUGUGAGGGUGAAGAAGACCCAGCAGUGCAAAGCGCUGACGACCAGCAGCAGGAGGCUCUUCCAGAGCCGUCAGCAGCAAAGUCAGACUCUGCUGCCUCCCAGCUGGAGUCAGCGGGAACCAACAGCAGCGACGGUGAUGCUGCUGCUGCCGCCGGCAGGAAGUGGCAGUUCGGUCGUCAGCUGAGUAGAAGCAAGGAAGUGUCCUGCAGCCGAGCGGUCCAGGAUCUGAUGGAGCACCAGAUCUUUGUUUCUGUUCAGGGGAAUCAGUUCAAAUGGAAUAGAAAGGGCGACUUUGGAAUCUUUUUCUACUGACUUUCACUCUGGCUGAUUAAUUCUAGGAAGUUCAUCUGCUUUUUAGUUCUCAUUCCCAUUUAUUGGCGUUACUGUCUUGAUUACAGAUUUGAAAAGAUCACUGGCAAAAUGUUUUCUAGGAGGUGUUGCAUUCUGUUUGUAACACUACAAUGUGUUCUCAGUACUAAUCUAGUUUGACUUUGCACAAAUCUUUUUAUCUAAAUUAUUCCUUUCAGGCUCCUCACUGCUUUUAUCUGCUGAUAAAGCGUUAUGGAUUAUUAUAUUCAAAUCAACUUGUCAUGUUGAUGGUAGUUAUGGUGUUUUGACCUUUAAUAAAAAAAA
Xiphophorus maculatus (southern platyfish) is the source of this 2514-nucleotide messenger RNA. RefSeq names its product SHC binding and spindle associated 1 (gene shcbp1). The transcript has 13 exons. The coding region runs from base 136 to 2193 and encodes 685 amino acids. NCBI's taxonomy places the organism in Eukaryota, Metazoa, Chordata, Actinopteri, Cyprinodontiformes, Poeciliidae. Gene Ontology annotation, biological process: fibroblast growth factor receptor signaling pathway. The record is from RefSeq and is a predicted model, not a curated record.